AUGGCUCCUCCUCCUCAACCUGGUCAAAAGAGAAACCCCCUCAAGGCUAUUAUUUCUGGUGGUAUUACUGGUGGUAUUGAAAUCUGUAUUACUUAUCCUACUGAAUUCGUCAAGACUAAGAUGCAACUCUAUCCCCAUCUUGCUAAGAAGGGUGCUAUCUAAUGUGCUAAGGACACUAUUCACUAAUACGGUGUUGUUGGUUUAUACAAGGGUCUCUCUGCUUUAUUGACUUUUUCCAUCCCCAAAACUGCAGUCAGAUUCGGUUCCAAUGAAGCUUUAAAAAACAAUGUUUUCAAGGAAAAAAAUAGAGUUAAUACAUUCAUGGCUGGUUUGGGAGCUGGUGUCUGUGAAGCUAUUGUCGUCGUUACCCCUGCUGAAACCUUAAAGGUUAAAUUGAUCCACGACAAGCUCUUAGAAUAACCCAAGUACAAAGGUAUGAUCGAUGGUAUCAAAACUAUUGCUUCCCAACAAGGUCUUUCAGGCCUUUACAAAGGUUUAACUCCUACUAUCAUUAAGCAAGGUUCAAACCAAGGUAUCCGUUUCUUAGUUUAUGAAGACUCAAAGAAACUUCUCAAGAGUGUUGGUACUACUGAUGUUUUAGCAACCUUAUUAGCUGGUGGUGUUGCUGGUGCUGCUUCUGUUUUCGCUAAUACUCCUGUUGAUGUCAUUAAAACCCUCAUGCAAGGUUUAGAAGCUCAUAAAUAUAAAAACUCCCUUGACUGCUUCUUCUAAGUCUUAAAGAACGAAGGUGUUAGAGGUUUAUAUAAGGGUACUCUUCCCAGAUUAUCAAGAGUCGUCUUAGAUGUUGCUAUCACUUUCACUCUUUACGAAUAAAUUACUAAAGCCAUUAACUACGUAUGGCCCGAAAAGCAUUGA
Messenger RNA from Tetrahymena thermophila SB210, 876 nucleotides. Its product is annotated as tricarboxylate transporter. The transcript is spliced from 6 exons. Gene Ontology annotation, biological process: mitochondrial citrate transmembrane transport. The record is from RefSeq and is a predicted model, not a curated record. NCBI's taxonomy places the organism in Eukaryota, Ciliophora, Oligohymenophorea, Hymenostomatida, Tetrahymenidae.